Notechis scutatus (mainland tiger snake) is the source of this 2246-nucleotide messenger RNA. It is a transcript of the gene RPE65, whose product is annotated as retinoid isomerohydrolase RPE65. Gene Ontology annotation, molecular function: all-trans-retinyl-ester hydrolase, 11-cis retinol forming activity; beta-carotene 15,15'-dioxygenase activity; retinol isomerase activity. The record is from RefSeq and is a predicted model, not a curated record. Gene Ontology annotation, biological process: zeaxanthin biosynthetic process; retinal metabolic process. NCBI's taxonomy places the organism in Eukaryota, Metazoa, Chordata, Lepidosauria, Squamata, Elapidae.
UUCGGUGCUCCAUCUUUGGCUAAGGAAAAUCUCCAUUCUUUCCUGAGGAAAAAAUGUCCAGCCAAUUUGAGCAUCCAGCUGGUGGAUACAAAAAGCUUUUUGAGACUGCAGAAGAACUAUCUUCACCAAUAACGGCUCAUGUUACAGGUAAAAUUCCAGUUUGGCUGAAAGGCAGUUUGCUCAGAUGUGGGCCUGGUUUAUUUGAAGUUGGAUCAGAACCGUUUUAUCAUUUGUUUGAUGGCCAAGCACUUCUUCACAAGUUUGAUUUCAAGGAAGGCCAUGUCACUUAUUACAGGAGGUUUGUUCGAACCGAUGCCUAUGUUAGAGCAAUGACUGAGAAGAGAAUAGUAAUCACAGAAUUUGGAACAUAUGCUUACCCAGAUCCAUGCAAAAAUAUAUUUUCCAGAUUUUUUUCAUACUUCCAAGGUGUGGAGAUCACUGACAAUGCCCUGGUGAAUGUGUAUCCUGUGGGAGAAGAUUUUUAUGCCUGUACUGAGACAAAUUUCAUAACAAAAAUCAACACAGAAAAUCUGGAAACAAUUAAAAAGGUGGAUAUCAGCAAAUAUGUUUCAGUCAAUGGGGUCACAGCACACCCUCAUAUUGAAAAUGAUGGAACAGUUUAUAAUAUUGGCAACUGCUUUGGAAAGAAUUUGUCCUUUGCCUAUAAUAUCGUAAGAAUACCUCCCCUUCAAGCAGAUAAGAAAGAUCCAAUGACAAAAUGCGAAGUGGUGGUUCAGUUUCCCUGUAGUGAGAGAUUCAAGCCGUCUUAUGUGCACAGUUUUGGGCUAACUCCAAAUUACAUCGUGUUUGUGGAAACUCCAGUGAAAAUUAAUUUGCUCAAGUUUCUUUCUUCCUGGAGUCUUUGGGGAGCCAACUACAUGGACUGUUUUGAGUCAAAUGAAAAGAUGGGGGUAUGGAUGCAUGUUGCUGACAAGAAAAAUGGGGAGUACCUCAACAUCAAAUACAGAACUUCACCUUUUAAUCUUUUCCAUCAUAUUAAUACUUAUGAGGAUAAUGGAUUUCUUGUUGUGGAUUUAUGUACAUGGAAAGGAUAUGAAUUUGUUUACAAUUACUUAUACUUAGCCAAUUUACGAGAAAACUGGGAAGAAGUGAAGAAAAAUGCACAAAAAGCUCCUCAACCUGAAGUUCGACGGUAUGUCCUUCCCUUAAAUAUUGAGAAGGCUGAUACAGGAAAAAAUCUAAUCACAUUACCUAAUACAACAGCAACAGCAAUUCUGCACAGUGAUGAUACUAUCUGGCUGGAUCCAGAAGUUAUUUUUUCAGGACCACGACAAGCUUUUGAGUUUCCACAAAUAAACUAUGCAAAAUAUUCCGGGAAACCUUAUACAUAUGCAUAUGGUCUUGGAUUGAAUCAUUUUGUUCCAGACAGACUUUGCAAAAUGAAUGUUAAAACUAAAGAGACAUGGGUAUGGCAAGAACCAGAUACAUAUCCCUCUGAACCAAUCUUUGUUCCUCAACCAGAAGCUAUAGAAGAGGAUGAUGGUAUUAUCCUGAGCAUAGUCAUCAGUCCUGGCUGCGGACCAAAGCCUGCCUACCUUUUGAUCCUGAAUGCAAAGAAUAUGAGUGAGGUUGCCAGAGCACAAGUGGACAUAAAUAUCCCAGUUACUUUCCAUGGACUCUUCAAAAAAGCAUGAUGUCUGUCUUGAAUACACCACCAUCUUUCUUUUUAAUACAAUGUGCAGAACAACAUAAAGCAUUCUUCUAAUUACCUGCCAGUGACUUGCAAAAUUAGUUAACAUUAACCAUUUCCUGUACUGAGGCCCAAUUUUAAUAUUUUAAUACUUUAAAAAGUAUCCAUUUUUAAGAAUGCUUUCAUGACUGUAUCAUAAAUAAGGAUAAUUAAAAGUUGUUAGUACUGUAGAUGCUGAUGAACAGCAUCAGCAUUAUAGUCUCAGUAAACUUCAGAUAAACAUUUACAAUUUAAAACUGUUAAAAUUGUUCGGUAAUAGAACAUGGGUGAAACACAACAACCUUGAACUCUGGCAGAUUAAGUAGUGAAUAGAAAUAAGUAUUUGGCAAAAUAUUAGUUUGGAAACAACUGUAGAUUUCUUAUAGUUUUAAUAUUUGAAAAAUUAUUUUUAAAAAUUGAAAUGAAAUCAUUCGUCUUUGCCACUUAUCAGAGAAAAUGAUAGUUUGAAUUUGAUCUCUCUGAUACCUUAAAUAUCUUUAUUUUACAAAUGAUUUGUCUAAUAAACAUAAUGUAAAAUAUGAACAUUUUUUAAAAA